AUGGCGAUGGCGCCGCCGCGGCUCCUCCUCCUCCUCGCCCUGUUUGCCUGCCUGAGCCUCGUCUCUGCCACCCUGUCGCCCCGGCCGCUCCCACGCACCGACGACGACGGCCUCGCGCGGACCACCGGCAGCUCCUCGUCGUCUUCGGAGCGAGGCGUGGGCGCGCGGACUUGCUGGUACACGGUGCAGAUCAAGACGAGCUGCUCCUCUCCGGCGCGCACGUCGGACGCGAUCAGCCUGGCGUUCGGGGACGUGUACCGCGACGAGGUGUACGCGGCGCGGCUGGGCGGCGCCGCCGGCGCGUUCGACCGGUGCGCCACCGACACGUUCAAGAUCGGGGGGCCCUGCGGGUACGGCGUCUGCUACCUCUACCUCCGCCGCGCCGGCCGCACCGGGUGGACGCCGGAGUGGGUCAGGGUGUACGAGCCCACCGCCCCCAGCGCGCCCUCCACCUUCCGCUACGGCGACCCGCUCCCCAACAACGUCUGGUACGGCUUCAACCGCUGCCCGCGCCUCGCCUCCUCCUCCUCCUCGUCGUCUCCUUCCUCUGCUGCUGGUGCUGCACAGGCGAUGUAG
Molecule: messenger RNA, 576 nt
Organism: Triticum turgidum subsp. durum (durum wheat)
Lineage: Eukaryota; Viridiplantae; Streptophyta; Magnoliopsida; Poales; Poaceae
Source: the annotation of a GenBank genome assembly